Molecule: messenger RNA, 1019 nt
Organism: Sciurus carolinensis (gray squirrel)
Lineage: Eukaryota; Metazoa; Chordata; Mammalia; Rodentia; Sciuridae
Gene: Psmb5
Product: proteasome 20S subunit beta 5
Exons: 3
Coding region: 7-798 (263 amino acids)
Cellular component (GO): proteasome core complex
Molecular function (GO): threonine-type endopeptidase activity
Source: RefSeq, a predicted model, not a curated record
UUAGACAUGGCGCUGGCCAGCGUGUUGGAGAGGCCGCUACCGGUGAAUCGGCGCGGGUUUUUCGGACUUGGGGGUCGUGCAGAUCUUCUGGACCUGGGACCAGGAAGUUCCAGUGAUGGGCUGAGCCUAGCCGCGCCCAGCUGGGGUGCCCCAGAAGAGCCUCGAAUUGAAAUGCUUCAUGGAACCACCACUCUGGCCUUCAAGUUUCGACAUGGAGUCAUUGUUGCCGCUGACUCCCGGGCCACAGCGGGUGCCUACAUUGCCUCCCAGACGGUGAAGAAAGUGAUAGAGAUCAACCCCUACCUUCUGGGAACCAUGGCUGGGGGUGCAGCGGAUUGCAGCUUCUGGGAGCGUCUGUUGGCUCGGCAGUGUCGAAUCUAUGAGCUUCGAAAUAAGGAACGCAUCUCCGUAGCCGCUGCAUCUAAGCUGCUUGCCAACAUGGUGUAUCAGUACAAAGGCAUGGGGCUGUCCAUGGGCACCAUGAUCUGUGGCUGGGAUAAGAGAGGCCCUGGCCUCUACUACGUGGACAGUGAAGGGAAUCGGAUCUCUGGGGCCACCUUCUCUGUGGGUUCUGGCUCAGUGUAUGCUUAUGGGGUCAUGGAUCGAGGCUACUCCUAUAACCUGGACGUGGAGCAGGCCUAUGAUCUGGCCCGUCGAGCCAUCUACCAAGCCACCUACAGAGAUGCCUACUCAGGAGGUGCUGUCAACCUCUACCAUGUGCGGGAGGAUGGUUGGAUCCACGUCUCCAGUGACAAUGUAGCUGACCUACAUGACAAGUAUAGUGGAUCUACCCACUGAAGGAGGGUGGAUGUGGCUGCUUGCAUUUCUUGGGAUGAUUGUCAUUGUUAAUGAUACAGCACCCCAUCUUAUAGUGGAGGAGUCCUCAGUUGUGUCGAUACUUUUUUUUGAAGCUCUGGAACAUUGACCUCUAUGUGUUACCAAAUGUUAAUGAGCUGCAACAGAGGUGACUACUUGUUUUACUUUUUUGGAUGUUAACAUUACACUACUCACUACUCCGA